Molecule: messenger RNA, 1815 nt
Organism: Nannizzia gypsea CBS 118893
Lineage: Eukaryota; Fungi; Ascomycota; Eurotiomycetes; Onygenales; Arthrodermataceae
Exons: 4
Coding region: 1-1815 (604 amino acids)
Biological process (GO): positive regulation of transcription by RNA polymerase II
Cellular component (GO): nucleus
Molecular function (GO): zinc ion binding; DNA-binding transcription factor activity, RNA polymerase II-specific; transcription cis-regulatory region binding
Source: RefSeq, a predicted model, not a curated record
AUGCAGUGCCACACCUGUCGCAAGCGGCGAGUACGCUGUGACGCUGCGCUGCCGGCGUGCCAGAAGUGCCGCGACAGGGGCCUCGAGUGCCUGGGCUACGGCGCGCAGAAGCCGCUGGUCUGGCUAGCGGGCGGCGGCAACCAGAACCUCUUCCUCCAGCAGGACAAGGACAAGCCCAGGCGGAAAAAGGGGCGGCCUCGCCUGAUAGUAGACGAGACGCCUUCUACUACUACUACUUCUACUUCUACUACUUCUGCUUCUAGUGAUGGCGCUGUUUCUACUGCUUCCUCUCGGGAUGGCAGCCCCAUGGCCGUCGUGGCCAGCCGCAUACCAGAGUCCAUGAUGUUUACCUACCCGGCAGAGAUACAGAAGGUCGUCCGCACUAUUUGGUACUAUGAACACGAGCUGGCGCCUGAUCUGGAUCCGAUCAACCAUCUCGAGCUCUCGGCCUCAGAGGAUCCCACGGCCUGGCAGGACGACCUGGCCUCCAUCCUCUGGCACAUCCUCAUCUGCGCCGUUGACACGCACAAGGCCAUUCGCACGCAGCCAGACGACCAGGUAGAGGUCGGCCGCUCGGUCUACAGGUCCAAGUCGCACACCCUGCGGCGGCUGAACAAGAACCUCGCUGACCCGGCCACUCGCAUCUCGGACGUCACCCUCAUAGGCGUCUUGACCCUUUUCCUCGCAGAGACGCAGCUGUCGGCGGUUGGGUCGUGGCAGACGCACUUUGAGGGUGCAUGUCAUAUCAUCCGCAUGCGUGGUGGUGUCAAGACCGUCGCCCGUCACAGCGCUGCCCUCAACGGUCUACUCACUUACUUCAUGAUAGCGGAUGUGAUGACCUACACUACUAUAUCCUCGUCUCUCCCCAUGCUCGAUGCAAGGAGACAGCUGGAGUACUCCGAGAUCAUACCGGAAGUCUACCAGAACGGCUCGGGCACCUGCGUUCCCUGUCCCAACGAGCUGUUUGAUGCCAUCAUCCAGAUAAACCACCUCAGAGCUGUGGCAGAGUCGCAGUCCCAGUCACAGUCACAGUCAGGCAUAGUAGAGCUCGUACAGGACCAGGAAGACGGCUCCCCCGGCAGCACCGCAAGCAGCAACAGCAACAGUAACAACAACAGCUUAAAGGCGUCAGUCCAUGCUCUGCUGCAGAAUAUACUGUCCUUCCCCAUUGCCUCAUGGGCGGAUGCCAUGCACGACCAGUCGGGUCACCACCCCGUAGGAUGUAGCAAGUCGGAUCCCAAGAAGGCCUACCUGCGUCCCGAGAGGGCAGACUGGGUACGCAUAGCAAGCAUCUACCAUGCUGCAACUGCCAUAUACUGCGUCCGAAGCCUGGGUCAUCUCCUCGACGCAGACGAACUGCUUCACGUCUCCGUCCCUUGUCCUGCCACAACUACUUCCGCUUCUUCCUCUUUCUCUUCCUCUCCCUCCACUUCAUACGUGUCUACGUCUGAUAUCCUGUCCGUGGCGAAGCAGAUACUCUUUGACAAGCUGCGGGAAGUCCUAGUCACCGUCACCGAUCCUCGACAGUCCUUUGUCAAAGUCUUGCUCUGGCCUAUGUUCGUGGCUGGCGUCGAAGCGGCCCUGGACACGGACAAUGAGGCAGCCGAGUUCAGAUCCUUGCUCGAGUCAGUCUUGCGGCGCCUCUGUCGAUCCCUGGGUACACUUAGCAUUUGUGGCUUGCGGAACUUCCUACUUGCCCUGUGGGAGCAUCUCGGACAGCUUCAGUCGCAGUCUCAGUUUCAAUCGCAUCCGCAUUCAUGGUCAUGGAGCGAGCUGAUGAUGCUCUCUCCCGGUCGAAGCGUCUUCUUCAUGUAG